GAGGAAAAUCAGGUGAAAUUGUGUGAAAAAUUGUGUUCCCACUGUGGAUUAACCCCUCAGCUAGACGAUUGCAGCACCGGUCUAGGUAGCUGCCUCAGGAAUAUAGUGGACAGAUAAUUUUACUAAAAAAAAAAAAAACAAUGACAACAGACAUUUCCGUGGUGCGCUGGGAUCCCAGCCAGGGAACCGGUGGGGAGUAUAUCGAUGAAUAUGAGUACGAUGGAGGAAAUUCUAGUUCCCGUCUUUUCGAACGAUCACGAAUUAAGGCGUUGGCAGAGGAACGUGAAACGGUGCAGAAGAAAACCUUCACGAAAUGGGUCAAUUCACACUUAGUGCGUGUGAAUUGUCGCAUUCAAGAUCUCUAUGUGGAUAUGCGUGAUGGAAAGAUGCUGAUACGUUUGUUGGAGGUCCUGUCUGGUGAGCGUUUGCCAAAGCCCACCAAGGGAAAGAUGCGAAUACACUGCUUGGAGAAUGUGGACAAAGCCCUGCAAUUUCUGCGUGAACAGCGUGUUCACCUGGAAAAUAUCGGCUCCCAUGAUAUUGUCGAUGGAAACUCCAGUCUGAAUUUGGGUCUCAUCUGGACGAUUAUUCUGAGAUUCCAGAUUCAAGACAUCACGAUCGAGGAGGUGGACAAUAAGGAGACAAAAUCAGCAAAGGAUGCCCUAUUGCUGUGGUGCCAGAUGAAAACAGCCGGCUAUCAGAAUGUCAAUGUGAGAAAUUUCACUACAUCCUGGCGCGAUGGUCUUGCAUUUAAUGCUAUCAUUCACAAACAUCGUCCUGAUUUAAUUCAAUUUGACAAAUUGUCCAAGACAAAUCCAAUGCACAAUCUCAAUAAUGCCUUCAAUGUGGCCGAAGAUAAGUUGGGUUUGACAAAACUCCUAGAUGCUGAGGAUGUAUUUGUUGAACAUCCGGAUGAAAAGUCAAUAAUCACUUAUGUUGUGACCUACUAUCACUACUUCAGUAAAAUGAAGCAAGAGACGGUGCAGGGUAAGCGUAUUGGAAAGGUCGUUGGUAUUGCCAUGGACAAUGAGAAGAUGAUUAAUGACUAUGAGACAUUUACCAGUGAUCUAUUGAAAUGGAUUGAAAGUACGAUUGUUCAAUUGGGUGAUCGUACAUUUGCCAAUUCACUUUUGGGGGUGCAGCAGCAAUUGGGUCAAUUUGCCAACUAUCGUACAGUUGAGAAACCACCUAAAUUUGUGGAAAAGGGUAAUUUGGAGGUGCUCCUGUUUACACUGCAGUCAAAAAUGCGUGCAAACAAUCAGAAACCCUAUACACCCAGAGAGGGUAAAAUGAUUUCUGACAUCAAUAAGGCAUGGGAGCGCCUCGAGAAGGCGGAACAUGAGAGGGAGUUAGCACUUAGGGAGGAAUUGAUUAGGCAGGAGAAACUUGAACAAUUGGCAGCUCGUUUCAAUCGUAAGGCAUCGAUGAGGGAGACAUGGCUAUCGGAGAAUCAACGUCUUGUCAGUCAGGAUAAUUUUGGUUUUGAUUUGGCUGCCGUAGAGGCUGCUGCCAAGAAGCACGAAGCCAUUGAGACGGACAUUUUUGCGUAUGAGGAACGUGUGCAGGCUGUUGUGGCAGUUUGUGAUGAACUUGAGGCGGAACGCUAUCAUGAUAUUGAUCGUAUUGUGGCUAGGAAGGAGAAUGUUCUGCGUUUGUGGAAUUAUCUAUUGGAAUUGUUGCGAGCACGUAGAAUGCGCCUUGAAUUGUCAAUGCAGCUACAACAGAACUUCCAGGAGAUGCUAUACAUUCUGGAUUCCAUGGAGGAGAUCAAGCAGCGUUUGUUGACCGAUGACUAUGGCAAGCAUUUGAUGGGUGUGGAGGAUCUGUUGCAGAAGCAUUCGCUGGUAGAGGCAGAUAUCAAUGUUCUGGGUGAACGUGUAAAGGUAGUGGUGCAGAAUUCUCAGCGAUUCCUCGGGGAAGAUGUCGAUGGCUACAAGCCGUGCGAUCCUGCGAUAAUUGUGGACCGAGUGCAACAACUCGAGGAUGCCUAUGCUGAAUUGGUGCGACUGGCAGUUGAACGUCGUUCUCGUCUCGAUGAAUCCCGUCAACUGUGGCAAUUCUACUGGGACAUGGCUGAUGAGGAGAAUUGGAUCAAGGAGAAGGAACAAAUUGUCUCAACUGGAGAUAUUGGUCACGAUUUGACCACAAUUCAUUUACUCCUUUCCAAGCACAAAGCCCUAGAGAGUGAGAUUCACUCUCAUGAUCCACAGCUGAUGUCCGUGGUGUCUGUUGGUGAUGAAUUGGUGCGUCAAGGACACUUUGGUGCUGACAGAAUUAAGGAUCGUCUCAAGGAGAUUCUUGCUAUGUGGAAUCAUUUGUUAGAUCUAACGGCCUAUCGUCGGAAGCGUCUAGAAGAUGCUGUUGAUUACUUCCAGCUCUUUGCUGAUGCCGAUGACAUUGACAAUUGGAUGUUGGAUACUCUGAGAUUGGUGUCGUCCGAGGAUGUUGGACGUGAUGAGGCCAAUGUACAGAGUUUGCUGAAGAAGCACAAAGAUGUGGCUGAUGAGUUGAAAAACUAUGCUGAUACAAUUGAACAGUUGCAUAAUCAAGCCCAAGGACUCACUCUCACUGAUGAGGAACAGAAGAAUGUGUCUGAACGUUUGGCUGCCAUUGAUGCUCGUUACAAGGAACUCAUGGAACUGUCGAAAUUGCGCAAACAGCGUCUACUUGAUGCUCUUUCCCUCUAUAAACUCAUGUCAGAGGCUGAUGGUGUUGAACAAUGGAUUGGUGAAAAGGAGAAGAUGCUGAAGACAAUGACACCUGGAAAGGACAUUGAGGAUGUUGAAAUUAUGAAGCAUCGUUAUGAUGGAUUUGACAAGGAAAUGAAUGCCAAUGCAUCACGUGUAGCUGUGGUCAAUCAAUUGGCCAGGCAACUCUUACACGUUGAGCAUCCUAAUUCUGAGGAAAUCCUCGCUAGACAGAAUCAUCUCAAUCAAGAGUGGUCCAAGUUGCGUGAUCAGGCUGAAGCGAAGCGUGAUCAGUUGAAAUCUGCCCAUGGUGUGCAGACAUUCUACAUUGAGUGUCGUGAGACCAUUUCGUGGAUUGAGGACAAGAAGAGGAUUCUCAAUGAGACAGAUAAUCUUCAGAUGGAUUUGACUGGUGUAAUGACACUCCAGCGUCGUCUCAGUGGCAUGGACAGAGAUUUGGCAGCAAUUCAGGCCAAAUUGAAUGCCCUUGAAAGUGAGGCAGCUGCCAUUGAGGGUGAACAUCCAGAGGAGGCAGCACUGAUUCGUGAACGUAUCGCACAGAUUCAGCUGAUCUGGGAACAAUUGACUCAUAUGCUGAAAGAUCGUGACAGUAAACUCGAAGAAGCAGGUGAUUUGCAUCGCUUCUUGCGUGAUCUGGAUCACUUCCAGGCAUGGUUGACCAAGACACAGACCGAUGUUGCUAGUGAGGAUACUCCUACAUCUCUACCAGAGGCAGAGAAAUUACUCAAUCAACAUCAAAGUAUCCGUGAAGAGAUUGACAAUUACACAGAGGAUUACAGUAAGAUGAUGGAAUAUGGCGAGGGAUUGACAUCUGACCCAACACAAAACGAAGAUCCUCAGUACAUGUUCCUGAGAGAGCGUCUAAAGGCCCUCAAGGACGGUUGGGAAGAGUUGCAUCAGAUGUGGGAGAAUCGUCAAGUAUUGCUGUCACAGAGUCUUGAUCAGCAACUCUUCAAUCGCGAUGCACGUCAGGCUGAGGUUCUUCUCAGUCAACAAGAACACUUCCUCAGCAAGGAUGAUACACCAUCGAAUCUUGAACAGGCUGAGAAUCAGCUGAAACGCCAUGAAGCUUUCCUCACCACUAUGGAGGCCAAUGAUGAUAAGAUCAACACAAUUGUCCAAGUGGCAGAUACUCUGGUAGAGAAGGAACACUACGAUGCCGAUAAGAUUCACAAGAGGGCUGAUUUGAUCAAUCAGCGUCGUGAUGCAAAUCGCGAAAAGGCCGUAGAACAGCACGAUAAACUGAAGAAUCAACUGAAACUUCAUGAAUUCCUGCAGGAUCUCGAGGAAUUGACCGAAUGGGUGCAGGAAAAACAUAUCAUUGCCCAAGAUGAGACUUACAGGAGCACCAAAACCAUCCACUCCAAGUGGACCAGACAUCAGGCAUUUGAGGCUGAAAUUGCUGCAAAUAAGGAGCGUCUGUUUGAGGCACAAAAGGCCGCAGAGGAACUCAUGAAGGAAAAGCCUGAAUUCCGGGAUAUUAUUGAGCCAAAACUCAAGGAAUUGAGCAAACAAUUUGAUGAACUUGAGACUACCACCAAGAGUAAGGGUGCUGAACUCUUUGAUGCCAAUCGUGAGGUUCUGGUUCAGCAGACAUGUGACGACAUCGAUUCUUACAUCACUGAUUUGGAGAAGCAGAUAAUCAAUACAGACACUGGAAAUGACCUUACCUCGGUGAAUAUUCUCAUGCAGAAGCAACAGGUGAUUCAGACACAGAUGGCCGUGAAGGCACGUCAAGUGGAGGAAAUGGAUAAACAGACAGAUUAUCUACAGAAGACUAUUCCAACAGAACAAGUUGAACCACUAAUGACCAAGAAAGUGGCAGUUGCUGAGAGAUUUGAACGCAUCAAGGCACCAUUGCUGGAGCGUCAGAAGCAGUUGGAGAAGAAGAAGGAAGCUUUCCAGUUCCGUCGUGAUGUUGAAGAUGAGAAAUUGUGGAUUAAUGAGAAACUCCCACUUGCGAAUUCUUCAGACUUUGGUUCAUCGCUCUUCAAUGUGCACAUGCUGAAGAAGAAGAAUCAGAGUCUGGCCACAGAAAUUGACAAUCAUGAACCACGCAUUCAUACAAUUUGCAAUAAUGGACAAAAACUCAUUGAUGAGGGUCAUGAGGAUUCUGAUGAAUUUAAAGAUCUCAUCAGGCAGCUGACAGAGAAAUGGCAAGAGCUUAAGGAUGCCAUUGAAGCACGUCGCAAGCAACUGGAUAAUUCAGAGAAGAUUCAACAGUACUUCUUUGAUGCUACUGAAGCUGAAUCUUGGAUGAGUGAACAGGAGUUGUACAUGAUGGUGGAGGAUCGUGGCAAGGAUGAGAUAAGCGCACAAAAUCUCAUGAAGAAACAUGCAUCACUUGAGCAAUCUGUUGAAGACUAUGCAGCUACAAUUCGUCAAUUGGGUGAGACAGCUCGUCACUUAACUUCCGAACAGCAUCCCUAUGUAGAUGCUGUAUCCCUUAAACAGUCUCAGCUGGACAAAUUGUAUGCUGGACUCAAGGAUCUGGCUGGAGAACGUCGAGCUCGUCUCGAUGAGGCUCUUCAGCUGUUCACGUUGAACCGUGAAGUUGACGAUCUUGAACAGUGGAUUGCAGAGCGAGAACUUGUGGCGGUGUCUCAGGAACUCGGUCAGGAUUAUGAUCAUGUCACCCUACUUUGGGAGCGAUUCAAGGAAUUUGCCCAGGAUACAGCUGCCGUUGGUGGGGAGCGUGUAGCCAAGGCUAAUGGCAUUGCUGAUGAUUUGAUCCAUGCUGGUCAUUCAGAUGCUGCUCUAAUUGCCGAAUGGAAGGACAAUCUGAAUGAAUCUUGGCAGGAUCUGCUCGAAUUGAUUGAUACUAGAACACAAAUGUUGGCAGCUUCCCGUGAACUCCAUAAAUUCUUCCAUGACUGCAAGGAUGUUUUGGGACGUAUUCUUGAGAAGCAGCAUGGUGUUUCUGAUGAAUUAGGUCGCGAUGCUGGUUCCGUGUCGGCACUGCAGAGGAAGCACAAUAACUUCAUUCAGGAUUUGAUGACGCUCUACUCCCAAGUUCAGCAGAUUCAGGAAGAAUCGGCUAAAUUGCAGGCCAGCUAUGCUGGUGACAAGGCCAAGGAGAUUACCAAUCGUGAGCACGAAGUACUGGCAGCAUGGGCUAAUUUGCAGGGUGUCUGUGAGGCACGCAAGGCCAAGUUGGCUGACACUGGUGAUCUCUUCAAGUUCUUCAACAUGGUGCGUACUCUGAUGCUGUGGAUGGAGGAUGUGGUGAGGCAGAUGAAUACGUCUGAGAAGCCCAGAGAUGUGUCUGGUGUGGAGCUAUUGAUGAAUAACCAUCAGAGUCUCAAGGCUGAAAUUGAUACGCGCGAAGAUAACUUUGCCGCUUGUGUGUCCUUGGGCAGAGAGCUUCUGGCUAGAAAUCACUAUGCUGCACAAGAUAUCACAGAUCGUCUCGUCCAACUCACAAACAGUCGCAAUGCACUGCUUCAUCGUUGGGAAGAGCGUUGGGAGAAUUUGCAGCUCAUCUUGGAGGUUUAUCAAUUCGCCCGAGAUGCUGCUGUUGCUGAAGCAUGGUUGAUAGCACAAGAGCCAUAUCUGAUGUCAACUGAACUGGGCCACACCAUUGAUGAAGUGGAAAAUUUGAUUAAGAAGCACGAGGCGUUUGAGAAAUCAGCUGCUGCUCAAGAGGAACGAUUUAGUGCUUUGGAGCGAUUAACUACGUUUGAGCUCAAAGAGAUGAAACGUCGUCAGGAGGCUGCUGAAGAGGCGGAAAGACAGCGCAAGCAAGCUGAAGCUGAUGCACGUGCAGCUGAACAGGCCCAAGCUGAAGCUGCACGUCAGGCUGAGGCAUCAGCUAGGGAUUCAGCCGAUGCACCUGGAUCACCACAUUCUGGACGUGAACACGAAGCCGACACAGUGCAUGAGAAUGUAAUGCAUGAUUCAGGCAGUAAUCGGAAGGAUGGGAGAAGUGGCGACAUUGGUGGUCAUGAUAUUCCACCUGAAGUUGUUCCCAUUGGGAUUAUGAAGAAAUCCUCACCUCGGUCUCAGCAAAGACGUGGUACUCCGGUAACAUCACCGAGAGGAGAUCCACUGACACCGGGCAGUGGGGGCUCCUUGAAAAUUGGCCGAAGAUCGCGUUCGAAGAGCCCGUUCCGUUCAUUUAGAUGGAAACGUGGUUCAUCGCGCACGAUUGAUGACGACGAAGAAGAUCGUCCAAGUCCAGGAGCUGAAGAUGGUGCUGUUGAAGGAAGUCUCACGAGGAAACACGAAUGGGAGAGUAAUAUGAAGAAGGCGUCCAAUCGAUCAUGGGAUAAAGUUUACUGUGUGUGCCGAAACGGACGAUUGUCAUUCUACAAGGACCAAAAGUCGGUGAAAGCUGUUCCAGAACAGACUUUCCGUGGUGAAGCACCACUCGAGUUAACUGGCGCCAGUGUUGAUGUGGCCAGUAACUACACGAAGAAAAAGCACGUGUUCAGAGUCAAAUUGGCGAAUGGGGCGGAAUUCCUUCUGCAAGCACACGAUGACAGUGAAAUGCAUCAGUGGGUGGCAGCUCUGAAAGCACAAUGCAACCAGGGAGCUGGUGGGGAGAGUCGCUCGCAGACUCUGCCAGCGUCACUACAGAAGGAGGAACAAAAGAAAAAAUCGUUCUUUACACUAAAGAAAAAUUAAAGAAAAGAAAUUGAAAAAAGCGUUCAGCAACAACGUGAGAAUAUUUUGUUCAAAUAAAAGGAAUAUAUUUUAUCAUAUGAUUCACAAUUUAAGUAAAUGAUAAUGAGAAAAUAUUAAUUCAAAAAGAAAAAAAUGGGAUACAAAAAAAUAUGAGAAUAAGGAAAAAAAAUAUAAAUUUAGGAGUUAAGAAAUUAAGAUGAGAAAAAUAGUAAAAAAAAAGAAAACAUAUGAAUUGUUGAAAAAAAAGAAACUCUAUUUCAGGAUAGAUCACAGAAGAGGUAUCCCAAAAGAAAGAUAUUUAUUGAAUGUGAAAAAGUUCGUUGCCGGAUAUUUUUAAAGUUAAAAGAAAAACAAAUUUUCUAAAUUUAUUUUGAAAAAGAUAUUCAUUUAUGUUUUUUUUGUCAAACUUCGUAACUCAUCCUCUAGAAAAUCAUUCUUCUUGUAAAAAAAGAAAAAAACGAAAUAAUUUUAAUUUUAAAAAUCGUCUUAUACAUUUCCCUUUAUUUGUUUAUUUCUCUCAGUUUUUAUAUCCUCAAAAUGAAUAUGUGAGUAAAGAAUAAAAAUGAAAUUUCCAUUCAAUGUAAUGUGGGUAAUCCUUUAGAUAAUAAGAAAUUAAUACUAAUAUUUUUGUAGAAUUUUAAAUUGAAUGUUAAGAGAUGAGGAUUAAUUUGAGGAAAAAAAAAGUAAUGAAAUUAUUUCGUUUGGAAAAAAAUUUUCAAUAUGUUUUUUUCUUCAUGAAAAACUCUAUUGAGAAUGAUUGAUUAAAAAAAAAAAGUAAUAACGGUAAGAAAAAAAGUUAGAAGAAAACAUCACAAGAAAUGUUAAGCUUUUCCAAUCUAAUGACUCUUUUUAAUUGAAUAUUUGCAAAUACUAUUUGAAACUUUUCACGAUAUUUUUUUGAGAAACUCGAUAGAAGAGGCAGUGCUGGAAAAGAAAAUACUUUGUUCAACCUUUUUUUUUUUUAUUUAGAUCUACUGAGCAAGCAUAAAUGCAGUAAAAAAUGUGUGUUCGAAAUAACGUAAAAAAUAAACAAGAAAAAAUGUCUAUAAAAUUAAAUUAUUUAAUGAGAAAAAGAGCUAUUUUAAAGAACUCUAUGAUAAUUUAUAUAUUUUUAUUCUUCCCCCCAAAAUAUUUUAAUAUAUUAUCCUUAGGAUUAAAAGUUUAUCCAUGAUAGAGAAACAAAAAAAAAUUGCAAUCUUCGCUAAAGCAAACAUCCGAUUGAUAAAAGAAAAAAAGUUUGAGAAAACAAAAUGCUUUGAAAAAGUAACUAAAAAUUGAGGAGAAGAAGUACAGUUUUGAGAGAAAUAAAAUAGUUUUUAAGAUGAAAAGAAAAAAAAAACGUCAUCCUACUGUGUAUUAUCAAUUUAUUAUUAAUUAUAAAACUGCCAGCUUCUCUAAAGAUGUUUGACAAAACAAAAGAAGUAUAAGCUUAAAUAUUGUGGGGCAAAGAUGGGUGAAUUUACAGCAACUUUAUUCGGAAGGUGAUGAGAGAAAAUAUUUCAUGCGAAAGGAAAAGUAAUUUUAAUUGCAAAAAAAAGUCAUUUAGUACAAAAAAAAAAAGGAAACGAGAAGUAGGGUCUGCCUUUAUGAUUUCUCCCAAUUCGACAUUUAUCGCAUUUAUUUUCACCCUAUUUUCCAUGCUUCGAUUUCACUGAAAUGAAAUUAAUAAUUUGGCAGUGAAAAGUGGACCUUGGAAGAGGAAAUAUUUGUAAAUUAAUCUGAAAAGGGUGAGAAACGAAUCCAUGCAGAAAUUCAUUGAAUCCAGUAAAUGUGUAUUUGAAAGGAAGUAAGGAGUUGUCACACUGAUUUGUCUCUGAACAAGAAAUAUUAUACAUUAUAUUAAAGCUUCUUAUAAAAUUAA
Messenger RNA from Phlebotomus papatasi, 9195 nucleotides. It is a transcript of the gene beta-Spec, whose product is annotated as spectrin beta chain. NCBI's taxonomy places the organism in Eukaryota, Metazoa, Arthropoda, Insecta, Diptera, Psychodidae. Gene Ontology annotation, cellular component: plasma membrane; cortical actin cytoskeleton; cell projection. The record is from RefSeq and is a predicted model, not a curated record. Gene Ontology annotation, biological process: neuron development; actin cytoskeleton organization. The transcript has 12 exons. Gene Ontology annotation, molecular function: structural constituent of cytoskeleton; phospholipid binding; actin filament binding. Bases 141 to 7334 code for a protein of 2397 amino acids.